AUUUGAUAUAAUGAAAUUGAAGACAUAAAUAGUAAUAUUGAAAUUCAUUAAUUACUAUUAUAAUUAACAUUUACCCACAUAUAACUUAUAUAUAAAUAUUAUGCUCCAAUCUAAGUUUGAGAACCACUGAAGUAGUCUAAUAAGAACAACUCUGUGUUUAUGAAAGCAAAUGUCAUGCGCUUUGAAGUGAAUAUAAAUUGCCAUAAGAAAUAUUAUAAAACCACUAAAAGCACGUACGAAAGAUACACAAAAUAAUUUAUUAAAGAACUUGAGAAAAUUUAGAAAAGUAACAAAAUGUCUAUACCCUUCAGUGGAGCUUUAAAGCGAUCAAAUGGUAUAAUUGCAGCAAUAAGCAAGCAAUUAAAAAGUGUAAAUUUAAAAGGAGUUAAGCGAAUAACUGUUACAUUUGAUCCAUAUGCAGAAAACGUGAGGUCUACAAGGGAUUUCCUGUCUUUGCUAUCAACUCCUAAAAUAUCUUUUACCAAUCCUAACUGCGUUAUAAAAACAGACGUAGUUUGCAAUCGUCAACCUUCGGAAGUGAAAUUUUCUUUAAUUGAUUCCGCACAAGAAAAAGCUAAAGUGAAAGAAAUCCGUUUUAAUAGCAGCAAUUUGACAACACUCGAACUCUUGCAACUCCUUAACAAACACGUCUCUACGCUAGCGCCAGUUGAGGAGAUCACAUCAAAGGUAACUACUAAAGCAGAAAAACAAAAACUAGCAGGCGGUGCUGGUGGGAAAAAAGGAUCUAAGAAAAAAUAAAGUCAAAACUUAUUUAAAACACACAGCUAAAGCUAUUUUACAUCAAGUGCUUCUUUUAGAGAUUUAAAAAAUGGUGAAAAAAACUAAAGGUACGCUAGCUGUAAUUGAACAGAUAUACGAAGAUAUACCAGCUUUUACCGACAUUUUCACUGAAGAAUCAUUUUAUACAUUCGUAUUUUGCUUUGUAUGUGCUACUAUUAUAGUAGCAUUCAUAUUAUCAAGAUUCAUCACUUUAAAACCUGUUGAAUUCUAAUAUUAAUGAAAUAAAAAAUGAAUUUUAAAUGCGCAUAAUAAAUAUUGCUAUAAUGUACAUAUAAA
Molecule: messenger RNA, 1077 nt
Organism: Bactrocera oleae (olive fruit fly)
Lineage: Eukaryota; Metazoa; Arthropoda; Insecta; Diptera; Tephritidae
Source: RefSeq, a predicted model, not a curated record